CAGGGAACAGUUAUAAACUAGAUGCCCAAUAGAGUGGCGUGCGGGGACACAACUAAGAUUUUUUAAAAAAAUUGUCACCAUAUCCUCCGCACGUGCAGAGGGCAGGUAUAAAACGAUGAAAGGAAGGUGUUGUCAAUGAUAUCCGACAACCGGUCGCCGGGCACAGCCGUCCAGGACGCUGUCCCCGCGCGCUCCAAUGGGACGAGAGACGCCAGCCCCAGGGUAACCGGAGGCGCGUCGCGGGCCGCGCGCGGGAAGCUGUGAUCUGAGUCCCGCGCCCGCUCUGCGGCGGCCGCAGCGACUCGACCCCGCCGGACAGGCCAGAGGAGCCCAUCUUGCAGCUCUCAAGUUUCUGUAGAAUGCUGUAAACAAUUGUCACGGUUGGUUUUCAAGUCAUAGAAAGAGUUGCAACUUCUCCUUCGUAACAGAACUUUCCUAGUUGCAUUCAAUGCCUAACAUUGCAGAAGCAGAAAGGGCAAAUGAUUCUGGAAAUGGUGAGCACAAAUCUGAGAGAAAGUCUCCUGAAGAGAAUCUACAAGGUGCUGUCCAGUCUUUCUGCACUCGUGCCUCGGGGGCACCCUUGGGUCCCAAAGGAGAUGGUCAUUACCCGUGGAGCUGUCCAGUGACCCACACUCGGGAGAAAAUUUAUGCCAUCUGUUCAGACUAUGCCUUUCUCAACCAGGCAACCUCAAUCUAUAAAACUCCAAAUUCAACCCGCUCUUCUUGCCUCCCUGAUAGUACCUCUUUAUCUGCUGGAAAUAAUCCAUCAAGAUACAUUGGCAUCCCAACGAGUACAUCAGAAAUCAUCUACAAUGAAGAAAAUAGCUUGGAAAACUUAUCCAAUAGCCUGGGCAAGCUACCUCUCGCAUGGGAAAUCGAUAAAUCUGAAUUUGAUGGGGUGACCACAAAUUUGAAGCACAAAUCAGGCAACGUAAAGAAACAAAUUUCCAAGAAAAAAACUUCAGAUAAAAAAGGAAGACAUCAAAGGGAGUGGCCUCAGUAUUCUCCUCUUGAAGAUAUUAAGCAGCGGAAAGUAUUAGAUCUCAGAAGAUGGUACUGCAUAAGCCGACCACAAUAUAAGACUUCUUGUGGUAUCUCCUCAUUAAUUUCGUGUUGGAAUUUUUUAUAUAGCACAAUGGGAGCUGGAAAUCUUCCACCUAUUACCCAAGAAGAAGCUUUACGUAUUUUGGGCUUUCAACCCCCAUUUGAAGAUAUUAGGUUCGGUCCUUUCACUGGAAAUACAACACUUAUGAGAUGGUUUAGACAAAUUAAUGACCACUUCCACGUAAAAGGAUGCUCAUAUGUUCUAUAUAAGCCUCAUGGGAAGAACAAAACAGCUGGAGAAACUGCUUCAGGGGCCUUGUCGAAGUUAACUCAUGGAUUGAAAGAUGAAUCGCUGGCUUAUAUCUAUCAUUGCCAAAAUCAUUAUUUUUGUCCAAUUGGCUUUGAAGCAACCCCUGUUAAAGCUAAUAAAGCAUUCAGCAGGGGCCCCCUCUCACCACAAGAAGUAGAAUAUUGGAUCUUAAUUGGAGAAUCAAGUAGAAAACAUCCUGCUAUUCACUGUAAAAAAUGGGCAGAUAUUGUUACUGAUCUCAACACUCAAAAUCCAGAAUAUCUAGAUAUCCGACACUUGGAGAGGGGGCUGCAGUACCGAAAAACAAAGAAGGUUGGGGGGAAUUUGCAUUGCAUCAUAGCAUUCCAGAGACUUAAUUGGCAGAGAUUUGGCCUUUGGAACUUUCCAUUUGGAACCAUGAGACAAGAAUCACAACCUCCAACACAUGCCCAGGGAAUUGCUAAAUCGGAGAGCGAAGAUAAUAUCUCCAAGAAGCAUCAUGGGCGUCUGGGCCGGUCUUUCAGUGCUAGUUUCCAUCAGGACUUGGCAUGGAAAAAGAUGUCCAGUAUCCAUGAGAGAAGGAACAGUGGCUACCAGGGUUAUAGUGAUUAUGACGGGAAUGACUGACCAUGCUGGGCACCGAACAUCUUGUGUUACACACAUGACUGGUCUAUACAAUACUGCAUUAAGACAGUAGAAGUUUUAUUAAGUCUACCCUAAACAGGAACAGAUUUUGUGGUACAAGAUACAUAUGGUACAACAUAACCUUGUAGUUCUCCAGUAAAUAAGCUUGUAUAUGAUUAUGAUGGGUGAUUUCAGAUAUAUAAGUGGAUAAGCACAGAUUACUGUCCUUUUAAAGUUAAGAGUAUGAAAACAUUUCACAAAAUCCAAUAAAUUGCAUAUAAGCAGAUCAAACACAAAUUCACUUAAUAGCAUCAUGAUUUGCAAUACUUAAGCAUGAAAUUAUUUCUUAUGACUUAAUCACCAGACAUUUGCUGCAGAUAGUUUUAUUCCUAAACUCAAGAUGUAAGGCACCAUUUGCCCUUUUAAACACAAUUGGGGCUGUUGAUUUCUAGUUUCCUCUCAUGGUUAAAGCUCAUUUAAAAUUAUUUAGUGAAUCUAGAAUUCUUUUACUUGUAAGCAGUAUCUGCCUGCCUCAUUUGU
Messenger RNA from Neomonachus schauinslandi (Hawaiian monk seal), 2497 nucleotides. It is a transcript of the gene BIVM, whose product is annotated as basic, immunoglobulin-like variable motif containing. Gene Ontology annotation, molecular function: single-stranded DNA binding; DNA endonuclease activity. The record is from RefSeq and is a predicted model, not a curated record. Gene Ontology annotation, biological process: nucleotide-excision repair. Gene Ontology annotation, cellular component: nucleus. Bases 449 to 1960 code for a protein of 503 amino acids. The transcript is spliced from 10 exons. Lineage: Eukaryota; Metazoa; Chordata; Mammalia; Carnivora; Phocidae.